Molecule: messenger RNA, 504 nt
Organism: Salmo salar (Atlantic salmon)
Lineage: Eukaryota; Metazoa; Chordata; Actinopteri; Salmoniformes; Salmonidae
Gene: higd2a
Product: HIG1 hypoxia inducible domain family, member 2A
Biological process (GO): mitochondrial respirasome assembly
Cellular component (GO): mitochondrion
Source: RefSeq, marked provisional
AUUCCCUUCCUCUGUAGCUUCGUGAAUACACACACUCUGCAGACAUGGCAGUUUCCGCUACCCCGUUUGUCCCUGAACAGUCGGCGACAACGACCCAACAACCAAUUCUCGACAUAUCAAAGCCCCCGGUUAUAGACGGAUUUACACCUCUAUCGCGACCCAGAGAAGAGACUUUCCAGGAGAAGUUUAUGAGGAAGUCGAAGGAAAACCCGUUCGUCCCUAUAGGUUGUCUCGGUACAGCUGGAGCGUUGAUGUACGGUCUCCGAGCCUUCAAACAAGGCAAGACCCGGCAGUCCCAGCUCCUGAUGAGAGGACGUAUCUUCGCACAAGGCUUCACUGUAGUCGCUAUUAUCUUCGGCGUGUUCGCCACGGCCCUGAAGAAAGACUGAGCAGCAUUAGGGUUGUGUUCAUUUACUGCAAAACUUUUUGCAACGGGGAAGAACAAAAACAAGAAGUUUCUUAUUAGACAAGUUCAGAUAGUCCCACUUUGUUGUUGUGGUGGUG